AUGGAGAGACGUCAGAGGAGAGCCGCCAACGCGGAUGUGAGCGACAGGCCAACAAAGAGCUUCCUAUGCAGUCACGUUGGAUGCGGCAAGCGGUUCACCAGGCUUGAGCAUCAGAGGCGUCACGAAUAUAAUCACGGCGUUGGUGACGCUACUUGUCCUCGCUGCAGUGCACACUUUAAACGGCCAGAUCUACUGGAAAGACACCUCAACCGCCAUCGACAGAAAGACGAAGAGGCUGGCGGAGAAGGCAACGGCAUCUUAAACACCCGGAAGCGAUCUUGGAAAGCUCCGGACGGCACCGUCGUCGCCAAAAAACCGGCGGCCUUAGAUCAACAGCCUUCCGAGAACCAGUCUGCCCACCAGGGCCAUCAAGACGGCGUGUCUCUGAACCAGGAGCAAAACACAGAACUUCCAAUCUCACCACCCGCUUCCACGGGGAACGCGGACACGAGCCAUUACCAGGACUUUCAUGUUGAGCAACACGAUGAUUCCAAUUUCCUUUGGGCGUCUGUCUCUGGUGUCGGCUCCGGCCCGAAUGUUCAAGAGGCUUUAUUCAUAGAUCCGGGCCUUAUCCCACCGGGCAUCUCGUCGUCUCAGCAGUACGGACUGCCGUUUGACGACAUCUUCCAGCCCGAUACAGCCUCGAGCUUUAACAUGCCAUAUACGACUGCUGCAAAUUAUAACUUUUUGUUUGGACCACUCAUGGACGUGGACCCUGCAUUUUCUUCCCAUACUUCUCAUCAACCAUUUCCUUCCGUGGACGUCGGUCUCCAUCAGCCGUACCACGAAGGGCUCUCCCUAUCAUCCACCAUGGUGGAUACCUGCGAUAGUCAGGAAGCAUCCUAUAUUCCGACACCUUCUAGCAAUGCUUCCGUCUCGAUCCAGGGUGGCGACAAGGUCAUGACAGAUAGUCAUGACAAUAUCUCUAACAGCCCCCUCCCACGAAUGAAACCAGCCACAUCAUCGCAAGAUUUCUUUACACCCUCCGAGAGUGCUGUCUUGGAACGUCCACUGUCGACUCUCGAUCAAUCCUCCAAGCUGCCCAUCAUACAAGAUGAUGUGCGAGACCGCAUCUUGGAGAUUGUGGACAUUGCCCAACCCGCCGUCCCGGGCGGCAACUUUAACGCUUGGGACCACCCAGGCUUAAGUCUCGGCGCACUUCAAGAAUAUCUAGACCUCUAUUUCACCCAGUUUAAUGCUACAUACCCACUUAUACAUCGUGCGACCUUUGACGCCAAUCAGACCGAGCCCCUAUUGUUGCUAAACAUGAUACUCCUCGGCGCCACCUAUUCGAAUCGAGAGGCUCAUCAGCUCGCCGUCUGUAUCCACGACCCAAUCCGACCCCAAAUAUUCAGCCAUGCCGGCUUCACGGCCAAGCCUGAGCUCUGGGUUCUGAAGACCAUCUUGUUGGUUGAAUGUAUGGGUAAAUCCAGAGCGGGAAAGACGCAACAUGAGAUGAGCCACUUGUUCCACGGCUUGUUGAUCAAUCUCAUACGGCGUUCCGAUUGCCAGACAGCUCAGACGGCGCCCUUCAGGCAGAUGCCGACAGAAGGCAAAGAUCUCCAGGCUCACUGGAAGAAAUGGGUAGAGGCCGAGGAGAAGAAGCGCUUGGCCCUCCUUUGUUUCAUGUGGGACACUCAGCAUGCCGUUCUAUUCUGCCAGAGUUUGUGCAUGUCUGCAUUUGAAUUGCGCCUCACCAUGCCUUGCAGUCAGGCCGCGUGGGAGGCCAAGGACGAGACGGCUUGGAAGACCGUUCAAAUGGCGGAUUCCCAGCCAGAAAUUACGUACCUGAAUGCGCUCAAGCGCUAUCUAUGCAACCCUGGCAUUCAGCGCCCAAUGAACCUGAAUGCUUUCUCUCGUGUCUUGGUACUCCACGGCUUGAUGUCCAUUUCUUGGGACCUGGAAAGACGUGACCAGACAGCCCUUGGUGUCGUCAGCUUUGUCGGCGGCGUCAGCUGGCGAAAUAAGCUCGAAGUAGCCUACGAUGGCUGGAAAGUUGACUUUGAUGCUUACACGGCCGAUUUUGAAAUCAAGCUGCGUCAACAAAACCAAGCAUCUAGUGAGGAUGCCAUGGCAAUGCGUCGGGAGUUUGCCACUUUUACCACGGCGUACAAUUCGGUCUACCACGCCGCCCAAAUUCUGCUCAAGUCAUCCUUUCUCGACGUCCAAAUAUACGCGGGCUCGCGUCACAUUUUGGGCAGGCCAGUCAACCGAUUUGACUACAUUCGGUCGGAAAAAGUAGUCAAGCAGUGGGCUGCGGGUGCACACAGCGGAGAGCAACCAUCCGCCGCUACCUCGCCCCGAGACCCGAGCUCGUCAUCUACAAACGCGGCGGCGGCGGCAGCGAUACAUGCCGCAAACAUGCUCUCGGAUGCGUCGACCAACCUCGAUGAUUUUGACUCAAUGGGCCUCUUUCACCUGCCGUGGUGCCUGUACCUCGCGACUUUGACCCUGUGGGCGUACAACCACGCGCGUCCUAGCAGGUGGGGUAGACCCGAGGACGAGAGCAGCGAAAUGGUCUGGGACGCCAAGAAGGACAUGGAAGAACUACUGGCGAGCAUGCGUACGGCUAAGCCAUGGGAUCUUGGUCAGACCCAAUCGAGGCGUAGCACGGGAGGCUUGACCUGGAUCAUGGCCGAGGCUCUGAGCAAGACAAGAUGGGGAAUUGUGCAUGCGGGCGUCUUGGUGUUGAAAGCGCUGAUUCCCAUGCGGCUUAUUGGACAAUAUGAGGCUUCAUGA
This is a messenger RNA of Pestalotiopsis fici W106-1, 2739 nucleotides long. RefSeq lists its product as uncharacterized. The transcript has 3 exons. The record is from RefSeq and is a predicted model, not a curated record. NCBI's taxonomy places the organism in Eukaryota, Fungi, Ascomycota, Sordariomycetes, Amphisphaeriales, Sporocadaceae. Gene Ontology annotation, cellular component: chromatin. Gene Ontology annotation, molecular function: DNA-binding transcription factor activity, RNA polymerase II-specific; zinc ion binding; RNA polymerase II cis-regulatory region sequence-specific DNA binding. The coding region runs from base 1 to 2739 and encodes 912 amino acids. Gene Ontology annotation, biological process: DNA-templated transcription; regulation of transcription by RNA polymerase II.